AUGGUCUUGUUAGAGAAUGAUGAAUUCUUGAUGGAGCUCUCGAAAUUAUUCCAAAAGGCUAGAGUAUCAGGAUCCGUGACGAUGACGAUGAAGAGAUAUGAUGGACGAACUAAGCCAGUACCACGAGAUGGAACUCCAGUUGUUAAAAAUCCGGAAUAUAAAUGUCUAGUGAGAGCUCAGUCAAGUAGCAGAAAAAUUUCAACAGUAAUAGAGCAAAGGGAUGUUGAAAAAUUCACUGAUGCUUACUCUAAUUUACUCAAAACUAGUGUGAAUGGGCUAAAACGGUUAAAGAAACCUAAAAAGAAGGCAAUGGCAGCUCAA
Brenthis ino (lesser marbled fritillary) is the source of this 321-nucleotide messenger RNA. The record is from the annotation of a GenBank genome assembly. Lineage: Eukaryota; Metazoa; Arthropoda; Insecta; Lepidoptera; Nymphalidae.